AUGACUGAGGUUCGCUCCCAGUACUCCCAGUGCUCCCAGUUCAGCCUCUUGCAGCAGCGGGAGGGCAGAGCUGCCCACGCAGGCGGGCUGAGCACGGCGCUGUGCUCUCGGUUGUGCCUGCUGCAGCUCCUCUGCUUUCUCCCCGAGAACCAGUCGGACCAGUGGGCCAGGGCUGGAGCCCAGCCUCGCUGCAGGGAGGCAGCCGUGUCACCAGGGGACAGGCAGGACGUGCCAGGCUCCAGCACAGACAGGGCUCAGCAGCAGCGCCAGGCUGGGAUAACGAGAGCAGCUCCUGUGGCACAGGACAUGGACCUCCACACAGGACAAGAGCCCGUCAGGGUCCUCGGGGUUGUCUUGGGCAUCGGGCUGGCCCUGCUGAUCCUGGCCAGCUUUGGCUACACCUUCAUCCGCUGGUACCGGCGGGGACAAUGCCAGCGCCGGCCUGACUUUGUCUUCAGCCUCUACCACUCGCGCGGGCUGGGCUCGGUGGCACUGGAGCUGGUGCCACCCUUCAGCAUCAGCGGCUCGCUGGGCACCUCGGGCAGUGCCUACGAGCCCUUCCACAGCCAGAGGCCGUGAGGGGAGAGCUGGGCUGCUGAGCAGGCCUUGGUUUGUGUCUCCUUUCCUGCUGUCCCAGGCACAGAGGAUGGGGCUGGAGCCCCGGGUGCUCCUGCAGAGCUUCCCCUCUCUGCCUCUCACUCACAGCCCAGCACCAACAGAAAAAGCAACCAAAACUGCCCGGGGGGAAUUCCUCCGUUUUCACUUCUGUAAGAAACAGCCCCUGAAUUUGUUGGAUUUCAACCCAAAUGGCCACGGUGCAGUUUCUGUUGCUGAAAAAUCUUCCCAGGAUCACAGAAUCCUUGGGGCUGGAAAGGACCUCUGGCCCAACCGCCCUGUGCCCAAGGUCACCAGGAGCAGGUGACACAGGAACUCACCCAGGUGGGUUUGGGACAUCUCCAGAGAGGGAAACUCCACGAAUUCCCUGGGCAUCUCCUCCACCUGCAGCUCCCUCACUGGGUCCCUGCAGCCACGAGUGCACAGGAGGUGCCUGGGCUGGUGCUUGGGAUGGAGGAAGAGGAUGCAGCUUUGUCCAGGAUUCCUCAGCAUCCUGCAGAAAACAUUCCCCACGGCUCAGAGACCUCCCAGCCUCCUGCACACCAGAGCCCUGGCACCAGGCUGGUCCUCAGGGAACCAGCUGAGGAGCAGCCCCAAAACUGGGUGAGUGCAUUGGUGCAACUGCAGAAAACACCGAGAGGAAAUGGGAAAUCUGUCUCAACCCUCCUCCUCCUCCUCCAUCCAGUACCUGCACCCACAUGGAUGGAAGUUGGUUCUCCACACUCCCAGUGCAAGGAAACGCCUCAGAAAGCCCCUGUGGAAGUUCCUUGUGGAUUUUUGGUGCCACUUGCCUUUGUUUUCAGCAGAACAAGGGGCUGUGAAGUUCCUGGAGCACAGGAACAGCCCUGGGGAGGUUCUGUGGCCACAGAGAGGGGCCCUGCUUGCCCAGGGGGGCUGGUGAGGCACGGUGGGGAGCCUUGGGACCAUUUCUUUGCAAGUUUCUCUCAGAAGAAAAAGGAAAAACUCACGAGAGCCACGUGGCUGUGUGCGUAGGGAAACCAGUGAGGACAGAGCGGGAUUUCCAGGGAAAUUUCAGAAUUCAGAGGGACCAGCUGUGCUCUCGGCCACCGAAACUGAACCCUGUGGUCUGCGGCUUUCUCCUGGCUCAAAGGAGACCUCUGACUGCUCAGGGGAAGGGGAAAUGCAGCUGCUGGGGGCUGGGAGCCCUCGUUGUGAGCAGGACCCAGCAGAGCCCUGCGUGACGCAGGAUCCGCCCGUGGGGCCCGACGUCAGCGGCGUUCAAAAGAAAAACAAAAAAAAGCGCCACGUUUUUGAUGACUGCAUUUUCCAGAGGAAGUUGGAAAAAAAUAAAAAGAAAGCAAAAAGUUUUAACCCUCAAAAUGCACAGAGGAGAAGAGAUGGGGCCAGUGGAGGGGCAGGAGGAGGCUCUCAGUGCCCUCCACAUCCCUGUGGGAUGCAGGGAUGGAUCUCAUGUGUGAGCAGUGCCAUGUAAGAGAGGUGUAAAAGAAGGAAACACAAAGGAUCAGCCCCCUCCUCCUGCCUGCGCUGGAAAAGCUGAAAAGAAACCCAAAAAACCCUUCACCUGAAAACCACAUUCCCCCAGGAGGGUUUCCCACCCUGAAGGUUCCUGGAAAUGACUUCUGGAAAAACUUCCCUGAGACCUGGAGGAGCUGCUGGUGAGCUCACCCUGUUUCCACUCUGAUGACAGCUGUUCACAGAAUCGAUUUGUUUGGAAAAGACCUCUGAGGUCAUGGAGCCCAACCUGUGACCGAGCACCACGUUGCUGAGCAGAGCCCUGGCUCUCGCCUUUCCUCCACCCCUGGGUUUGAUUUGUCCUCCUGUCCCUCCCUGGGGCUGUCCCAUGGGAUGUGCAUCCCUGUGGGACCACUGGGAGAGCCCAGCUCCUUUUCCAUUCCUAUGGGAUCACUGGGAGAGCCCAGCUCCUUUUCCCUGUUGCUCCUCUGGUGAUUGCCCCCACAAAUUCCUGAGAAGCUCCUGGAGACCUGGCUUAGUUCUCCUUUUUCCCAGUUAUGACGUGGAAAUUCCCCUCCACACACGAGGCAAAGGCACAUUGCAUCCUGCUGAUGGACAACAUCCAAAUCUGGAAACAGACAGCUCAGCUUGGCCUCAGGAGAGGAUAAACAGGCAAAUAGACCAAAUAAAUAACACAUCCUUUCUGUAUUUACAAAUGAAAUGCAAUAAAUAGUGUCUGUGUCCGAGAGUGGCAGAACACAGACCAUAG
This is a messenger RNA of Zonotrichia leucophrys gambelii, 2818 nucleotides long. RefSeq names its product small integral membrane protein 35 (gene SMIM35). The transcript has 6 exons. The coding region runs from base 1 to 579 and encodes 192 amino acids. The record is from RefSeq and is a predicted model, not a curated record. Lineage: Eukaryota; Metazoa; Chordata; Aves; Passeriformes; Passerellidae.